UGUGCCUUUAUAGAGUCCAGGUAGAGCACAAAUGUUUAGACACGUCUCGCUGCGGGAGGGAGAAGAGAAAUGCACACGUUCUUUGACAAUAACAAAAACGAGUCACUCUGACCUACAAACUGCAGUGGUGUGAGCAGUGUGAAGAUGGAGGGUGUUCUGGAGGCUGCACUCUUUCUGUGUGUGUUUAAAGUGUCGUGUAGCUCUCUUCUGUUCCUGCCUGCAGUCAUACGCUCCGUCUCCGCCGUCAGUCUCUGCUGCAUGUGCCUGCUGUUAUUCACCGACCUCGCUGUCACCCUGUUCCUGUUCUUCGUCUGGAUCACCGAGUCCUGGUUAAUCCUUUUCCAAGUGUCUUCGGACGUGAUUGCACUUCGAUUCCUCCUCUUUCUGUCUCAGGUCUAUGGAGUGGUGCUGAUGUUGACCCCACCUCUGAUCGCUGUUGAACUGAUGGUUCAUCUGCUGCGCUCUCAGGAGAACACGGAGCUGGAUAAGAAGGAUGAAAAUACACUCUCGAGAACGAUGGGCUUCCUCGGUUGUCUUCUUGUGUGGAUCGUGAGCGGGAUUCAUAGCAGUAACAAUUGGAAGGUGGGACAGAUUUCAACAGAAACCUGUCUGGAUAGAGGCUCCUGCCUUGUAAACUGUCUUCCCGGCUUUUUCAUGACCCCCACUCCCGGUAUGGAGGAACUUUCCUGGAUUGUUCCCGCUAUGGUGGUUCUGUUGAGUCUGACCGGAGGACUGGGCCUCCUCAAGACAAAAUCAGCCCAUCGAUUCACUCAUUCACCUGAAAACACACCGACACAGAGGGGCGGGAGAAAGGGCCCGGUUGGCCUCCAACUAACGCCAAUAUGGUGGCCCAUGCUUGACAAAACUGCCAAUCUGUACGUGUCACCGAGUUCUGGCACACAGUCAAAAAGAACACCCGACAGCUGUGCAGUUUACAGGGCUGGGUUUGUUUACAAUGAGGAACGAUGGUUCUGUCUGGGAAAUGUCGCCCUGUGUUCUUACCAAACAGGUUUUGCGGACAGUUUUGUUCGGCAACAAAAGCUCUCAACCAGCCGUGCACCACUUUUGCAGUCCAAAACUAAACCUCUAGUGGAGAUAAGAUCACCCGAGGACUGUGAAAUGGAGCAUUGUGAUUGCAAAAAGACAGAAUCGGUUGUGAACGAAACACUGGAGUGUCAAAGAAAACAGUCGGAGAGGGAAAAUCCCUGCCUGGGGGAAGAAAUGUUCAGAGGACUUGUGUGUGGCGUUCUGGUUUGUGCAUUUCCCACAGUUUUUAGUGGUAACGUUCUCCUUAUUUUAAAUUUGGAGACCCUGGUGGUGCACACUAUGAAACUGUUAUCUUAGUGAGUCCCCGUUCUUUAAGCGAAACCCAAAAAUGUGAUGUAAAUGUAUGAAUUGGUGCUCGCACAAACACAGAAUUUACAAGCUGACUAGUCCAGAAAUCACAGGGUAACAAAAAUAAUGGCAUGCAAAUACAAAAAGCGCAUUAACUACUAACUACUUUAAACUCUUGUGCUUGUGCUAAAAGGUGUUACGAGGUCACUUGAAAACUACGAAAAAGCAAACGGUCGAUCCAUCAAUGUCCCUGUAAUAAAAUACAAAUACAUUUGAUGGAUCGUCCAUGCAUAGGUACUGCAGGAGGGACCCGAGUAAAAUCUGAUAUAUUCGGAAGAGAUGUUAAAAAUUCACGAGGUGCGUUUUGUCUUGGUUUCAACAAGGAAAUAAAAAACUGUCCGUUUUGAGAGUGCCAGCUGGUUUCAUGUCAGAUUGUUAUUUUUAAACCAAAAUCGGUUCAAGGUUUAGGGCACCGAAACAACAGUGACAUACAAGAAGUGGCACAAAGUAUUGAAAAUCAAAUAUUUUUGCAAUCAAAUAUUUUUUUGCCUACAGAAAUGCUUCAAGGCAAUGGAGAUGCGUCACGAGCACAUUCAUCAAGCAUCUUCUCCAACCUGUCAUUGAGUUGGAAUCAGUACAAUGGAAUGCAAGGGAUUUGUAAGGAGAUGCGUUCGUGACCAAACAUGCUGAAAUGAGAUCGAUCACGAUGCUGGCUGAUCUCAGUGUGAGGGAAUUUAACCGGUCGGAUGAGGUUACGACUUUUGAAGUAUAGCCUUUCGACACCAGAGGUCUCCCUGCGCUGUGUCUUGAGGUGAUCUGAAACAGGAUCUUUAGAAAAGCUUUUGUUGAAACAGUCGUUUCGUUUCAGCUCUUCUCUAGGAGCCGUUCAGGACUUUCAAAGAAUACCAGAGGGCAAACGCUGUAUUGACAGCAUCAACUUCGAAAGAAUUAUGACUUGCAUGGGCAAGUCACGCGAUUUCAUAUUGGUGAUUUGUACAAAAAAUAAGAAAGGGAAGGACAGAGAAAAACACUAACAUAUAGUUUGAUCGUUACACAAACCUUCACAAAGAUUAAACUAUAUAUAGUGCCAUGAAUCAGAAACAUUUUUCAGCAUCACCCGGUGCUUUCAAAUUCAAACCAAAAAUGCAGUCAAGGUACAGUAGGUAGCUCACAAGGUUGACAUUAUUGAAGUGUGAGACAGUGAUGUACAUAUAACAACAGUGUCUUCAAGACAGUGAAACAGCAUUCUUUCUAUCUUUUGUCUCCUUUACAAAAACUAUUCUCUGAGCUGAAACUCCACACCAGCUCAUUCAGGGAGGGGGACAUGACAGCAUCGCUUUUCCACAGAUAUCAAGGUACAAAAUGUAUAGGGCACUUUUUACCUGUCUACAUUACAUGAUAAAGUGCUUUCAGGAAGAAUAUGAGAUCUUUAAUGACACAAUUCACCCAGAAUCCAAACAUGUUGGCAGCAUUACAGUGUCAUUGAAAAACAAAAGUACUCAUAAAACAAGCCGUAUUACUGUGCAGCUCCCUGGUGGUUCAUUGAGCUAUGUUCAACAAAGGUUGAUGCAAUGAUUUCAUUAAAAAUGCAAGAAAAAUCAAUUCUUCCCCUUGCACGCAAGUCAUUUUUCUGCAGUCUGGAGGACCGGGUGCCACUGACAAAUCGGAACACAUUGUUUUCAGACAGAGAGAACGAUUUGUCACCGACUGUGUCUCCUGACGCGUCAUCUUUGGAACUGUUGAAAAAUGAGACAACUGAGCAGAAGUCUCGCCUGUUUGCUAAAGAUUGCAAAGAGAAAAACAUCUGAAAUCCAUGCAUACAUGUAAUAGCCAUCAUGUAAUUUAUUUGACAAACUGGUCAUACUGAACAAAAAUGACUUGCGAAUAGACAAAAUGUACAGUUCCUGUGGUUUAAUGGCAGGGAUGUGUAUUCACGGUUCUGGAAGAAAACAACUUGGGCUUCUUGUUAAAUCACGGAAUGUACAAUUUCCACAAAGCAGGUAAAACUUGUUUAAAUAUGUAGAAAUGCUUCCUUUAGGAUCUCUUUGAUUUGAUUCAUUGUUUAAGCUUUAUGAAAAUGAAAACCCAAACAAAAACGUGUUGAUUUUGGACCCUGCAUUAUAGUAUUAAACACAAUAAAGACUCUUCAACUGUU
This is a messenger RNA of Triplophysa rosa, 3490 nucleotides long. RefSeq lists its product as uncharacterized. The record is from RefSeq and is a predicted model, not a curated record. The transcript has 3 exons. The coding region runs from base 145 to 1344 and encodes 399 amino acids. NCBI's taxonomy places the organism in Eukaryota, Metazoa, Chordata, Actinopteri, Cypriniformes, Nemacheilidae.